AUGCGGAGCGUGUGGGGCAUGCUCGUCGAGGUGGAGCCGCGGGACCACCUCGGCUACUCUAACGUCUCGGUGGCGGGCGCCGGCCGCUCGCGCUCACGCCUCGUCGGCGACGUCAAGUUCAAGGACACGCUCUCCUCCAACCCGGAGGACGUCGGCCAGCGAGGCGCUUUCGUCGGCCUCGGCAACACCGAGCCCGGCACGAGCGCGGACGUCUUCGGCCUCGAGCAGCGCGGCGCUGUCGGGGACGGCGACUUCAGGCCGAGCGACGGCGGCGGCUAUGUGGCGUACAAGAAGGCGGACUACGCGCACGCCCUCUCGCGCUCGGACACCGACGUGCAGAUGUACCUGUUCGAAACCUUCGGCGGGUGGUGCAACGCGGUCAAGCGGCUGUUCUACCAGAUGAAGGACAAGGUGCGCAACAAGCUCUCGAAGCGGCAGCACGAGGACGAGGCGAGCUGGUCGACGCGGUCGUGGCUGUCGCUGCAGGCCCAGCGCAUGUCAGUCGCGCUGUGCCCAGCCCCCCUCCGUGUCGCGAUGCGCUCCCCGCUCCCGUUCCCCUGUGUCCCUGAUCGUCCUUACAAGAUCCUGCUCGUGCAGGCGGAGGCAGUGCGCCGCGGCACGCUCGCAAAGCUCUCCGGGAGAGGCAAGCCCUUGAAGGAAGAGCGUGAAAGUCAGGCGCACAUUGGUGGUAUGCCGAAGAAUAUGGAGGCGCGCGCAGAGGCAGAGAUGCGCAGGGCGGAGCGCUCGGGAAUGCUGAAGAACCUCGGCGGCGAGGGCGCUCCUUUGGAGCAGCGGCACGUGGUUGGUGCCGUCUCGCAGCAGCGUGCGAUCCAGAACCACAUGCAGAAGGAGACGCUCCGCUGA
Messenger RNA from Emiliania huxleyi CCMP1516, 864 nucleotides. RefSeq lists its product as hypothetical. The record is from RefSeq and is a predicted model, not a curated record. Bases 1 to 864 code for a protein of 287 amino acids. NCBI's taxonomy places the organism in Eukaryota, Haptophyta, Isochrysidales, Noelaerhabdaceae. The transcript has 2 exons.